AUGAAAGUUUUUUUGGCAGUUUUUUUUCUAAUUACCCGCGUUCCAUCUCGAUCCACACAACUCGCAGUCUCUCUCUCUCUUCUCCUCCUUCUCCUCCCACGCACAUCUUGGGUUUCAUCUUUUCCCUUUUCUGUUUUGGUUGUUAUUCGUUUUUCUUUCUUUCGCUUUCCCUAUCCGCUUUCAUUAUUUUCUUCUUUUCUUCAUUUACUCUUUUCCUUUCAUUUGGAUUGUCUUUCUUUCUCUUUUUCUUUCUUUCAUUGUUUCUUUUACUUUUCCUUUUCUUUCUUUUUUUCCCCUUUGUUUAUCCUUCUUCAGUUUUUCUUUCUUCUUUCGGUUCUUGCUCCUCAUCAAUUCCCAUCUUUCUCAAAUACCCUCCUCUUUUUCUAUGAACACCAAACCCUUUUUUCCUCCUAUUUUCUUUUCAUUUCGACGCAACCUCCGUUUGCCUAUCUAUCUAUCUAUCUAUCUAUCUAUCUAUCUAUCUAUCUAUCUAUCUAUCUACGCAAUUGCCGGAAACAAACAAGAACAAUUGCCAACCGUUGUCGCUUGGCAGAGAAACGAGUUGAUUCCCGGGAUUCCCCAAUGAGGGAUGACAGAUGCCUGACUGGAGGAUUGGUUGAAUGGAAAGCUGAAGAAAAUAUGUGUCAUUCAAAAUCCCCUUCGAAUUGUCAGAAGUCCUGUGAUGAAUCUGAUAAUUCUUCAAAUGAUUUGGAUCGGAAAUCACUUAAACGCUGCAGUCCACUACGUGAAUCUCGGUUGAAUAAUAUAAUUGACCAAUUGCGAACAACACGAGAGAAGGAAGGCCUGCCUUCCAGUGAUGAAGAUGACAAUCGUAUGCGAUCAAAGAAAUACAGUGACCUUACAUUAACGAAUGGGCAUAGUGAAUCCUCAGAAAAUAUCAAUGGCUCAUCUCCAAAUCAGAAAAAUGGAUCUUUUGAAAAUCACGUUAAUGAUGAAAAUCAGUCUUUGACAAAUGGCCAUGAGUUGGCUGUCACGAACCGUUCGUCACUUCCAGAAGAUGUGAGUGGAAAACGUGCAAAACUUGAACUCGAUGCUAUCGAAAAAGAUGCUAUGAAGGAAGAGAUGAAUGAUACGAACGAGACAAGCAAGAAAUGUGCUGAUGAUGUGACGAAAAAUUCCGAAGAAGAAGAAGCAUCUCAUCCAACUGAACACGAAAGAUCAGAAUCUGGUAGUGAUGCUGAAGCUGAUGACGAGGUGGAUGUUACGUCAAAUGAUGACGAAGAUAGCGAGACAAAGGCUUCGACCCGACUUAAACAAGAAGAAGUGACAGAUAAGGACACUAAACAGGAAGAAAAGGAUAAAUCAGUCUGCCAGGUUAGCUCUCCAAAAGUUGAACAGGCAGACACUGCAGGCAGCAAGACAGUUGCCGCCAAUGGUGACGAGUAUCCUGCUUCUCUUCGAGAUGAUGUCGGAGAAUGUAAGCAGCGUUUGGGGGUUGAAGAAUGUGAGGCAUGCGAUGCUGCUAUGAAAAUGAAAGCCGAAGCCAACGCCAAGGCAGCAAUGAUGCUUAUGGCUGGUUCCGAGGUGAAAAAUACGGCCAAGUUUGUCAAAGAAGAGCGUGAAGCAAAGAGCUCUCCUCUCACAAACUGUAAGACAGCUACAGAAGCUCACCAGCAGGGUUGCGAUUCCAAUGAGGAAAGGUCUGAUAUUGCGCAGAAAAUCUACCGAGAGGUGAGUGAGCAAAAACGAUGCCAAGAUAUUAUCAAUCAUUCACUUCCGCAACGAAAUAUUGCUGAAGAAAUCUAUCGUGAGUGCAGAGAAAACAAAUCUCUGGACCCACCCUCACACAACAACAACAACAACAACAGUAGUCACAACAACAACAACCAUAAAGAUGUAAAACUUUCACCAAGUAACAUUUACGGCAACAAGCAUGUCAGCUCACCACCAAGAAACAUUGCAGAAGAGAUCUACUUACAGACAAAAUCAGAAUCGCUUCUUCGAGAAUGUAAAGGCGAUUGUAAAAAAGAGGUCUGCUGCAACUUGGCCUAUAAGGAGUCAUCCCCAUAUGCCCGAAAUAUUGCCCAGGAGAUCUAUCGUGAAGGUCACGAGAAACGUCAAACGGAAGAAAAUUUACUUCAGCAUCAUCGAAAGAUUGCACAAGAAAUCUACCGAGAGCAAAAAGUAGAUGACAACUAUCACCACCAUACGCACAGUCAGCACCAUUCACCCAAGGAUAAUAACAAUGCACGUCGGGAUAUUGCCCAGGAGAUUUACCGUGAAGUACGCGGCGAGCAUUUCCAUGGACAAAGCAAGGUCAAUUCAGUGGCCUAUACUCACAAAAAUAACUCAUCUGUUGAGUCAAGUAAAGACAGACAACGAGACCCUUUAACUGUACGUGAUUUACCAACAUCCAAGCCAGAAAAACAGCGAGACGCUAUUGGCAGCAAAGAGACUCACAACCAUCACCACCAUCAUCAUCAUCAUCAUAAAGACAGACAAAGGGAUGUGAGCAAAGAUAAACAUUCACCAACCGAAUCGUCACCCAAAAUCAAAACGAAUGGAAUUGAGAGUAAGGAAGAUAAGCGAAGCCGGUCUUCAAGUCCAUCACGUGAAGCGAAAGAAAAAGAGAAAGAAAAUGGAAAAUACAGUGAUUUUAUGAGACUUUUGGCAGCAAGCCAUCUUCAACCCAAAUUGCUUCCACAUAUUAAUGGAUAUGAACAAUAUCUGCACCGUUUCCGGCCAGCCGAGGCUGCUGCUGCUGCUUUGCACCCAGGAUUUUCUCCUUUACUUCAAAACUGUAUGUUGUAUGGACACCCUGCUUUUCUGCAACGAGAGCCAUGCUUCUUUCCCCAGGCACUUCAGCUUGCUAGCCUUCAAGGCCUACAAGGACACCAGUUCAUAUCUCCGUUUGUCUACCCUCCUCGUAUUCCUCUGGAAGCUCCUCGUAUGUUAGAACUCUUUCGUCCAAUGCCAUAUAUGCCUGAGAGUUUGCUGACCCACUGUACAACGUCGACGCCGAAUUCAGCAACAUCUCCGACAACACACUGUGUGCCAUCUACGGCCGCAACUGGCCACACAAACACCUCAUCCUCAUCUUCGACCCACACUCCUACUUCUACUUCAUCUUCCUCCUCCUCUUCCUCCUCCUCCUCCUCCUCCUCUUCUUCUUCAACAACCUCCAAUUCGACGAUAUCAUCGUCCGGUGCGCACAAGCGGUCCUCAUCAUCCGAUGUUGAUAAGGCCCUUGAUCUGUCAACAAAACGCAUAAAGCUUGAUUAUCACAACCACCACCAUCAUCCCUCCGGCUUUCGACUUAAUGGUAACAGCAGCAGUAGCAGCACGAAUAUGUCGAACAGCAAAGACAAAAAACUUUCAAGUUCAAGCAGCAGCAAAGCUUCGUCCUUAGGUUUAAACGGUAUUAACAUGGCUGGACUUAACGGAAAUGUCUCUGGGAAACUGGAUACUUCUAAAUCAUCCAAGCACAACGAAGGACUUCUCUCAAAAACCCAUACCUAUGCUGACUUGAGUCACGGUUGCACAUGCACGUUUAAAAAGGGCAUUGUUCCUCGGUAUAUCCACCAGUGGACAGUGAAUGAGGUGUGCCAGUUCAUAUCACAAUUAGACGGCUGCUCAGAAUAUACAGAAAUUUUCCGAGAAAACCAAGUCACGGGAAAAAUGCUUCUGGCUCUGAAUUGUGAACAUCUUAGGAGCAGUUUAGGCAUGAAAAUCGCUGCAGCUUUACUUCUCACAGAAGCAGUUGCUAUGCAACAGAAAAAAGAAACUGCUUACAAGAUGUGCAACUAUUGUCAGCAAACUGCAAAGGAAGUAAUCGUCUCUUCAUAG
Acanthosepion pharaonis is the source of this 3807-nucleotide messenger RNA. NCBI's taxonomy places the organism in Eukaryota, Metazoa, Mollusca, Cephalopoda, Sepiida, Sepiidae. The record is from the annotation of a GenBank genome assembly.